UUCAUUCAUAGCCCGCUUCCUGAAGUCAUUUCGAGGGACCAAGGCAGAAGAUCUGUCUUAAUAUAAUCCAUUGCAUCUGCCUACAUGCACUCUCGUUACGUUAUCUACCUUAUACAAAUCGACAAUCAGGACUUUCAUUUAUUCAUUGGUAGCAAUAUUUUUGAAUUUGUUGCCCUGGAUUAACUAAUACGGAGCUUCAAACUACAGCGGGACAAAGGAUACCCGUUUUCACAAAGAUGAGGAAAGGGAUCUCGACAGCCCGGGACAAAGUAGUUAUAGCUGGGGUUGGGGGCUCAACAUUGGACAAAAAUGCAAUAUUGACUGCAUUGUCCGACCGAUUGACUACUAAUUUUACCACUGCCACUUAUAUACAAAUUAUAACUCCGCCGACUUGUUUUACACAGACAACAAAUGUCUGUAUAUCACAACCUCCCAGUGGUAAUAUUUAUUCAACUCCGCAUGGAACAAACGGUGUCGGACAGCGACCCACAUUAGGACGUCCACGGGUGAAAAGGAGAUUGGCGUUGGAUGAGUCUGACCAGACUUACCCCAUUGAGGGAGCCAAGACCCCCAGAGGCCGAGGUGGGGGUCGAGGUGGAGGCCGAGCCAGACACGGAGCUGCCGUGCCAGAACUCAGGAGCCCCAAAACUCCAAAGUCUCCUGCUGAGAAGACGCGCUAUGACACCUCGCUGGGCCUGUUGACCAAGAAGUUUGUGGAUCUUCUUGGCCAGUCGUCCGACGGAGUCUUGGACCUGAACCAGGCGGCUGAGAUCCUCAACGUCCAGAAGAGGCGACUGUAUGACAUCACUAACGUGCUGGAGGGCAUCCACCUUAUCAAGAAGAAGUCCAAAAAUAACAUUCAGUGGAUGGGUUGCAGUCUUUCCGAGAGUGGAGGAACUUUGAACCAGCGCCAGACGCUGACUGAGGAGUUGUCUGACCUGGGGUUGGAGGAGGGCAGGCUGGACCAGCUGAUCCAUGACUGCAGCCUGGAUGUCAAACAGCUGACCGAAGCGACACACAACCAGAAGUUUGCAUACGUGACGUACCAGGACAUCCGCCAGCUGGGUAAUCUUGAUGACCAGACGGUGAUUGUGGUGAAGGCCCCUUCAGACACCAAGCUGGAAGUUCCUGACCCGGAGGAGAGUCUGUCCGUCCAUCUCACCAGCACUAAGGGGCCCAUCGAUGUGUUCCUGUGUCCUGAUGAGAACACACCCAGCAGCCCGGUCAAUCAAGCUGGACUCGACGGGAAUGGCAACCCACCCUUCCUAAAAGUCUUGGAAGAGUCGUCCGAGAACUCCUGCAAGAGUGGCAGCAGCGACGGCGUUGGCCGCAGCAUCCCUGCCACCCCUGCGGUGUCUGUGACCAGCCUCUCCCCCAUCACCUCCCCCUUCACCAGCCUGCUGCAGCAGACAGAUGACCAGAUGGCUCUGGGAGGGCCCUUCCUCAACCUGUCCCCCCCCCUGCUCAACGAGGACUACAUGCUCAGUCUGGGGGAGGACGAGGGGAUCAGCGACCUGUUCGACGCCUACGACUUUGACAAGCUUCCCCUGGAGGAAUACCUGUGUAACUGAGGACGUGGAGACCAUGGGAAGGAAUGUACUAGAACUGAGGAUGGACAUGUGACCUGGAGAGUGGAGAUGACGGGUGUGGUCUCCUCUUGUAGAUUCUACUUAGCUGCCUUGAAGUGAAGGAGAGACUGGCCCUGCUGAGAGACACUAGCCUAUUCUGAUUGAGGCUAACCUUAAGAGAGACGGGUGGAUAAUUGAACAUAUUGUAGGCCAAAUGAAAGGUAGUCUCUUCCCUCUCUCCUUGUGCUUGCCCCGCUGGUGUGACAAUAGCCCAACGCCACUCACUGACCUGCCGUCAGAAAUGGGAAACUGCCUUAUCAAACCAUGCCCUGAAAAACUCAACCAGUAUUUGGUUUUUUUUUUGGACUGUGUGAAAUCCUGUUGUGUGCAUGAUUCACUUUUCUGUGCAAUAGAACCAAUUGAAAAGUCCCAACAGUGCAAACCAUCUAACAUAUUACACGGGCUCAAGAAGAACGUCACAUUUCCCAUCCAAACAAACCGACUUUGCCGGUCAAACAUAUAAAUGUGCCUCUCUGCAGCUUGUAGGACAAUUCUUUUGGCGGCUCACUUAGUAGCGAUGUGCAGCAGUCUUGUGAGUAGGAGGACUGAACAGUUGUGUGAGCGUUCCUGUGUUAAACAAAGGGAUCUCAUAGAACAGUGCAUCACUUGGUUUUGCACACAAGCUAUGUGUUCAUGGGUGUUAUGUGUUGAAAUGCAUAA
Molecule: messenger RNA, 2288 nt
Organism: Hypomesus transpacificus
Lineage: Eukaryota; Metazoa; Chordata; Actinopteri; Osmeriformes; Osmeridae
Product: transcription factor E2F3-like
Exons: 7
Coding region: 237-1571 (444 amino acids)
Biological process (GO): regulation of transcription by RNA polymerase II
Cellular component (GO): RNA polymerase II transcription regulator complex
Molecular function (GO): DNA-binding transcription factor activity, RNA polymerase II-specific; RNA polymerase II cis-regulatory region sequence-specific DNA binding; protein dimerization activity
Source: RefSeq, a predicted model, not a curated record